AGUUUUUUUCAUUGUGAAUCUAAUCAAACUCCAAUUCCAAACUUUCGAGAUUUUCUCUCAACACAGAAAAACAAAAUUCAACUUGAAAAUUUUUCAUCAUCAUCAUUCUGAAGUCAACUUUGAUAUUGACAAAGCAGCAACAGUAAAAAAAACCCAGAAAAACUGACCAAAUAAACAACAAUAAUGGAACAAGCCGAUGUACAAACACAAGCAAGUCUUAUUGCACAAUUUAGUGUACUUGAUUAUGCAAUUGUUGUUAGUUUGAUUGGUAUAACAACAUAUUGGUUAUUAUCGAAGAAAAAAUCACAACAUGAUUUUGAUGCAAGUUCAAUCAAAACAUUUGCUUUGGAGCCAUCGCUUCAAAGAUCACAAAGUGAAUCUGGAUUUAUUUCCAAAAUGAAAUCCGGUUCAAGAAAUAUGAUCGUAUUUUAUGGAUCUCAAACCGGUACGGCUGAAGAAUUUGCUGCACGUUUAGCUAAAGAAGCAACACGUUAUGGUAUGAAAGCAAUGGUAGCCGAUCCUGAAGAAUGUGAAAUGGAAGAUUUACCAAAAUUACAGGAAAUUGAAAAUUCAUUGGCAGUUUUCUGUGUAGCUACUUAUGGUGAAGGUGAUCCAACUGAUAAUGCACAAGAAUUUUUUGAAUGGCUUAAUGGUGGUGGUGCCGAAUUGAAUGGUCUUCGUUAUGCUGUUUUUGGUUUGGGUAAUAAAACCUAUGAACAUUAUAAUAAAGUUGGUAUCGAAUUGGAUGCUAAACUUGAAAGUUUAGGAGCUGAACGUGUAUUUGAAUUAGGUUUAGGUGAUGAUGAUGGAAACAUUGAAGAAGAUUUCAUUACAUGGAAAGAAAAAUUCUGGUUAGCUAUUUGUGAAAAAUUCGGUGUUGAACGAUCAGGUGAAGAUAUUAACACUAGACAAUAUGAGCUUAUUAAACAUGAUGAAGAUUUACCACCGGAAAAGAUAUUUACUGGUGAAGUUGUUCGUUUAGGAUCAUAUCGUAAUCAAAAACCGCCAUUUGAUCAGAAAAAUCCAUUUUUGGCACCAAUCAUUGUUAAUCGUGAAUUGUAUAAAGGCGAACGAUCAUGUAUGCAUAUAGAGAUCGAUAUCCGUAAUUCAAAACUUCGUUAUGAAGCUGGUGAUCAUAUUGCUAUUUAUCCACAAAAUGAUACAAAAUUAGUUGAACGAAUUGGUGAACUUUUAAACGCUGAUUUGGACACUGUAUUUACAUUGAGAAAUUUGGAUGAAGAUAGUUCAAAAAAACAUCCAUUUCCAUGUCCAACUACAUAUCGUACAGCACUUACCUAUUAUUUGGAUAUAACAUCUACACCACGAACACAUGUGUUGAAAGAAAUUGCCGAAUAUUGUAGUGAUGAAAAAGAAAAAGAAAUGCUUAAAACAAUGGCCAUGCCAACGGAACAAGGAAAAGCAUUAUAUUCAGAAUGGAUAAUUGAUGAUUGUCGUAGUAUAGUACAUGUACUUGAAGAUUUACCAUCAUGUAAACCAAAAAUUGAUCAUCUGAUCGAAUUUCUUCAUAAAUUACAGCCAAGAUAUUAUUCAAUUUCAUCGUCACCGAAAUUUUAUCCAGAUUCCGUUCAUAUAACAGCCGUUGUUGUUGAAUAUGAGACAAAAACGUCUCGUAUUAAUAAAGGAGUUACAACAAGUUGGUUGAAAGAACAUAAACAGGUUAUUCCCGAUCAACCGGCACCAAUUGUACCGAUUUUUAUUCGAAAAUCACAAUUUCGUUUACCAAGCAAACCACAAGCACCUGUCAUUAUGAUUGGUCCGGGUACUGGUUUGGCACCAUUUCGUGGUUUUCUUCAGGAACGUCAUUAUAUGCUUGAACAACAACAAAAACCACUUGGUGAUACGAUACUUUAUUUUGGUUGUCGAAAACGUGCACAGGAUUUCCUUUACGAACAAGAACUAAUGGAUUAUAUGGAAAAGAAAGUGAUAACCAAAUUGUAUUUAGCAUUCUCACGUGAUCAGGAUAAAAAAGUUUAUGUUACACAUUUAUUGAAACAAAAUAUGGAAGAAACAUGGAAAGUAAUUGGUGAACAAAAUGGUCAUAUCUAUAUUUGUGGUGAUGCUCGUACAAUGGCACGUGAAGUAAAAGAAAUAAUUCUUGAAACAAUUGAAAAAUAUGGUAAUAAAACGAGAAAAGAAUCGGAAGAUUUUCUUAAACGAAUGGAAUCACAGAAACGAUAUUCGGCUGAUGUUUGGAGUUAAUCAAAGAAUCGGGAAGGAAAUUAAAUGAAAUGAAUAACUCAUUAUUAUCAUCAUCAUAAUCAUCAUUAUUAUUGGCCUAUUUCGUGAAUAUUUUUAUCUUUUGUGAUCAUUAU
Messenger RNA from Dermatophagoides pteronyssinus (European house dust mite), 2333 nucleotides. It is a transcript of the gene Cpr, whose product is annotated as Cytochrome P450 reductase. Gene Ontology annotation, molecular function: FMN binding; NADPH-hemoprotein reductase activity; flavin adenine dinucleotide binding. Gene Ontology annotation, biological process: response to hormone. Gene Ontology annotation, cellular component: cytosol. The record is from RefSeq and is a predicted model, not a curated record. NCBI's taxonomy places the organism in Eukaryota, Metazoa, Arthropoda, Arachnida, Sarcoptiformes, Pyroglyphidae.